Messenger RNA from Syngnathus acus (greater pipefish), 3271 nucleotides. It is a transcript of the gene lingo2, whose product is annotated as leucine rich repeat and Ig domain containing 2. The transcript has 2 exons. Gene Ontology annotation, molecular function: protein binding. The record is from RefSeq and is a predicted model, not a curated record. Lineage: Eukaryota; Metazoa; Chordata; Actinopteri; Syngnathiformes; Syngnathidae. Bases 259 to 2100 code for a protein of 613 amino acids.
CUGCAACGCAUACCUCAUUUGAGAGUGUCACAUCCCAUCCUGCCUUUGCUGAUCCUUUGGCUUCCUUUCGGGCUUUUGUCUGAGAGAGCGAAAGUCACAAGUAGUUUAGGUGCUGAACGCCGGCACAUAGGAGGAAACUGAAAUAAGGAGUAGCCUGGGAGAAGAUAGAGGAGCUAUAACACACCACUGAAAUUGCCCCGCUGUGAGAAGGAGAGACGGAUCUUCUCCGACACGAGGCGGGUGGAGAGCCAUGACAGAAUGGUGGACUGCUUGAGCAAAGUCAUGCUGCACACGGUCAUCUCAUGCUGGCAGCCAGUCCUGGGACUGGCCCUGCUGGCCGUCUUUGUGGGCUCCUCCCUGGGCUGCCCCUCCCGCUGCGAGUGCUCAGCGCAGACUAAGGCUGUGGUGUGCCACCGCAAGCGCAUGCCCACCAUCCCUGAUGGCAUUCCAGGUGAGACCAGGAUCCUUGACCUGAGUAAGAACAAGCUGACCAUGAUCAACCCGGACGAUUUUGCCGCCUUCCCAAGUCUGGAGGAACUCGACCUGAGCGGGAAUAUAAUCAGCUACGUAGAACCGGGUGCCUUCAAUGCUCUAUUCGUCAUGCACUCGCUCAGCCUGAAGAGCAAUCGGAUCAAGCUUAUCCCUUUGGGCGUCUUCUCGGGCCUGGCCAACCUUACCCGGCUGGACGUGAGCGACAAUAAGAUUGUCAUACUCCUGGACUAUAUGUUCCAGGACUUGCACAAUCUCAAGUUUUUGGAGGUGGGCGACAACGACCUGGUUUACAUCUCGCACCGUGCAUUCAGUGGACUUUUGAGUUUGGAGACACUGGCCCUGGAGCGGUGCAACCUCACCGUGGUGCCCUCCGAGGCUCUCUCGCACCUACACAACCUGGUCAGCCUGCACCUGCGAUACCUCAGCAUCAGCACUUUGCAUCCAUAUUCCUUCAAAAAGCUGUUCCGGCUGCGCCACUUGGAGAUUGACAGCUGGCCGUCGCUGGACCACAUCCCGGCAAACACCCUGCAUGGCCUCAACCUCACCACCCUGUCUGUCACCAACACCAACCUGUCGUCCUUUCCCUACCAGGCCUUAAAGCACCUGCCCUACCUGACGCACCUCAACCUGUCCUACAACCGCAUCCGGCACAUCGAAGGGGGAAUGUUGAUGGACCUGGUUCGCCUUAGGGAGUUUCACCUGGUGGGCGCUCAGCUCACCGCCAUCGAACCAUACGCCUUCCAAGGCCUGCGGGGACUGAAGGUGCUCAACGUUUCGCACAACCGGCUGGACACACUGGAGAAGGGCGUGUUCCAAUCCCCGGAAGCUUUGGAGGUCCUCCUUAUUGACAACAACCCGCUAGUAUGCGACUGCCGCCUCAUGUGGAUCUUACAGAAAAGGCACACCAUAUUAUUCGGAGAUUCCCAGCCGGAAUGUAACACGCCCGAGGGGAUCCGAGGCAGGCCUUUUCAGGAGUUUAAGGAAAGCUUGCUGUCUUACUACGUGACCUGCACCAAGCCAAAAAUUCGUGAGAACAAGACGCAAACGGUGACAGUGGAUGAGGGCCAGCACGUUUUGCUGCACUGCAGUGCUGAGGGGACGCCAAGGCCCACUGUGUCCUGGGUUUCCCCGCGGCGGCGCAUCCUGACAGCCAGGAGCCACGGCAGGGUAAUGGUGCACAACAACGGAACCCUGGAGAUCAAGUCGGCUGAAAUUCAAGAUGGCGGCGUCUACCUCUGCCUCGCCUCCAACACGGCUGGGAAUGACACACUGAUGACAUCACUGGCCGUCAAGAGUCUGGGCUCACUGUACGCCAACAGGACCCAGCAUUACACCGACCCCAGCAACACCACUGCCAACGGGACCGCCAGUGUCACCCUGGGCUUGGACCUCAAAACCAUUUUGGUAUCGACGGCCAUGGGCUGUUUCACCUUCCUGGGGAUGGUCUUGUUUUGCUUCCUGCUCCUGUUCGUCUGGAGCAGGGGCAAAGGAAAACAUAAAAACAAUAUCGACGUGGAAUACGUGCCUCGAUCCAAGUCCAACGGCACCAACGUGGACUCGGCCGACAUCCAGGCCGGUCCUCAUCGUUUCAACAUGAAAAUGAUGUGACGUCUUUUUAUAGGAAAAGAUUCUGGAUCGAGUGUGGAAAAUAUCCCAAAGUACAUUCUAUUUUUUUGCAAAUAGAGCCACAGCGUGCGGACGAGUGGUCUUAAAGGUCUUUGGGGUUAAGGAACAAUGAGCAGAACCUUGAACAUACAGCUAGUAGGAUGUCGGAAUUGCUUCAGCUCAGAGGAGGAUUGAACAGAUUCCUGGGAAUUAAGUGUCAUUUAUCUGCUUUUUGAGAUUUGUAUGCCCCCUAAACAGAAAAAGAGAGAGCGAAUGCUCUGACUUCUCGGGGUUGGAUCUUCUGGACUCAGCUGAACUGUGUACAGUACCAAUUUGUAUCUAAUGCUAAAAAAAACCUUUGUUGAGUCUUGCGCCACAUGCUUCAUCACCCAUCCGAUCAACCAAUGGCGGUGACCAUCGCUUCUUCCGUUCGAUAUUUUUGCCUGUGUGUACCUAAUGCUUUGUUUAUUAUGUACACUUACUGUAUGUACAUACUCAUUCAAAAGAAAUAUUCACAGCAAUAUUCAUGGGAUGCAUUAGCCAAAAUUGAUAUAACCCUAUACAGUAUGUUCAGCAAAAAAAACAAUAAAAAAAAGACUUGCGACUUAAAGUUUCCAUAGGUUCAGGAAGGGCUUCUAUGGGUGAUGAUGUGUCCCUGCUCCCCCACUAUUGACUCAGAAAUAAGAAAUAUGAAUAAAUACAUAUUUAUCAAAGAAAGUAUUUUAUUUAUGAAGAAUGUUGGUCAAAAAUCAACCCUCAACUGCUGUCGGGUGUCCAAUAUAAUAUCUGGACGGUCCCUUGGAUGAACAUGAACCACCGUUUUGUCCGACUUCAGUGUCUUUCUAUUCAUUUAAAGUGUACCUUUUUGGCCCAUGUGUCAACUUUUUGGCCAGUGUGUCAACUUUUUGCUACAGUGAUAUUCGCAUUGUUUCUUUAUUCUUUCCCCAGUAGAAAAAAAUUGACUUUGUUGUAGUAGUUCCUCAUUUUGUUGUUGAAUCAUUUAGAUAAUGACUAUUAAAAAAAUAAAAAAUGUGUAUGUGGAAUAAAUGCAGUUGUAUUUGUACAUGUGACUGAAGUCAGUUUUAUUAAUGACACAACGCAGCUGUCGUAUAAUUGUGUAGUCGCAAAUGGUUUGAAUUAAAAUUGAAAUAAAUGUUACUGUGGCGGGCGCCUU